UUUUCCAACAAACAAAACGAUUCAGCUAAGCAGACAUUUAUCCUUCUUCCCCUGCACACAGUUGAUGCUUCUCCAUCAUCCAUGGAGCAGAUGCAUAGCUGCCCAGUUGAUUCUUCGUCAGCUCCAAAGCUUGUUCUCUACUCUUACUGGCAGAGUUCUUGUUCUUGGCGUGUGCGUUUUGCCUUGAAUCUUAAAGGACUUUCUUAUGAGUACAGAGCUGUCAAUCUUGCAAAAGGAGAGCAGUUCACUUCAGAGUUUGGGAGAUUAAAUCCCCUUCACUACGUCCCAGUUUUGGUUGACGGGGAUGUAGUUGUUUCAGACUCUUAUGCAAUUCUACUGUAUUUAGAGGAGAAGUAUCCACAGAAAGCACUUUUACCUGCUGAUCCUCAACUAAGAGCAAUCAAUCUCCAGGCUGCAAGUAUUGUGUCUUCCAGCAUACAGCCUCUUCACAUGUUAUCGCUGCUGAAGUAUAUCGAGGAAACGGUGGGCCCUGAAGAACCUCAAGCAUGGGCACAUGUCCAUAUAGAAAAGGGCUUACUUGCUCUUGAGAAGCUACUAAACAAUUGUGCCGGCCCAUAUGCUACAGGAGAAGAAGUUUGUAUGGCUGACGUAUUCUUGGCCCCUCAAAUUGCAGUAGCUACAAAGCGGUUUAAUGUCGAUAUGUCCAAGUUCCCGAUUCUGCGUAUGGUAUACGAGUCGUGCAAUGCAUUGCCUGAAUUCCAAGCUUCUUUGCCUGACAGACAACCUGAUGCUGUGCAGUGAACUUGCUGAAUUAAUACAGAUAUGGAAACAUAGAAGUUUGCCUUCAGACAUCCUAUAACUAUCAGAGUAAACUUAUAUGAAAAUUCCAGCUUCAAAUUGGCAACUGCAGCUGCAAUUCUGGAAAUGAUUGCCAUUUAUAGUUAGUAGACUAAGAAAGAAUUGUAAUCUCCAUGAAACUGUAGAUGCAAUAAUUAAGUAAAGAAGAUAGAAACAUACAAAAUACACACACACACACAUAUAUAUAUUAUAUGGGAAGCCAACGCAGAACGAUGAAUGCAUUAUAUAUGUAUACAUGACAAGUACAUGAAUGUAGGAGAUGUAAUUGUUAGUU
Messenger RNA from Sesamum indicum (sesame), 1093 nucleotides. Its product is annotated as glutathione S-transferase zeta class. Gene Ontology annotation, molecular function: glutathione transferase activity; maleylacetoacetate isomerase activity. Gene Ontology annotation, biological process: glutathione metabolic process; L-phenylalanine catabolic process. Gene Ontology annotation, cellular component: cytoplasm. NCBI's taxonomy places the organism in Eukaryota, Viridiplantae, Streptophyta, Magnoliopsida, Lamiales, Pedaliaceae. The record is from RefSeq and is a predicted model, not a curated record.